Messenger RNA from Funneliformis caledonium, 1150 nucleotides. Lineage: Eukaryota; Fungi; Glomeromycota; Glomeromycetes; Glomerales; Glomeraceae. The record is from the annotation of a GenBank genome assembly.
AAUGAGUUUAGGAUCUCUUCAAUUUCCUUCCGUAGUUCCUAAACCCACCAUUCAAACUAUUAUAGAAAGAGCAUGUCAUCCUCAAUUGGUUGAACCAGAUCUAGCAUUGGAUUUAGAAAUCGUGGAUUUGAUCAACCAAAAAAAGCAAAAUUAUCCACGCGAUGCUGCUAUGCAUAUAGUGAAGCUUAUAAAUCAUCGAAAUCCACAUGUUUCAAUGCUUGCCUUGAAGUUAUUGGAUAUCUGCGUAAAAAAUUGUGGUUAUCCCUUUCAUUUACAAAUCGCGACAAAAGAAUUUCUUAAUGACCUUGUUCGAAAAUUUCCAGAAAGGCCACCUAUCGUACCGAAUCCAAUACAGUUGAGGAUUUUAGAAUUCAUACAAGCAUGGAAAUCAACCAUAUGUGUUACUUCGCGUCAUAAAGAGGAUCUUGUUCAUAUCAAUGACAUGUAUCGUUUGCUGCUUUAUAAAGAUAAUCGAUCCGCGGCAGUCCUCAAUCCAUCAGAGACAUUAAAGUCUCCAGACGAACUUGAGCAAGAGGAUCGUGCUGCGCAAGCAGCGAAAUUACAAGAAUUAAUUCGUAGAGGUCUUCCAUCAGAUUUAGAGGAAGCGAAUGUUCUUAUGAAAAUCAUGGCUGGAUACGAUCCUGAAGCUAAACCUGAUUAUAAGAAGCAAGCCAAUGAAGAAUUAGAUAAAAUUCAACAAAAAACGAUACUUUUGAAUGAUAUGCUUGAUAAUGUUAAAUCUGGUGAAAAGAUAGGUGCUAACGAUAUAUUUGAGGAGUUAUCUCAGGCUUGUAAAGCUGUACAGCCUAAAAUUCAGAAAUUUGUUUCUGAAGAUGAUGACACAGAAAGCAUCGAUCGAUUGUUAACACUAAAUGAUUUGAUUAAUUCGGUAUUGAAAAGAUAUGAGAAUGUAAAGAAUGGAAUAUUCGAACAGCUUGAGGAUAAAUUACCACCACAAACACCGCAAACACCACCAACUACGAUGGCAUCUUCUUCAGAAUCUUGGCUAAUCGAUUUGGAAGAACCUGAUCAACCACGAGGUCAAAUUCAAAUUACUGAUGAUUUGCUUGGCCUAAGUGAUUCUAAUAAUAAGGAAUCUUCUGGAAAAGGGAAUGCUAUUGAUGAUUUACUUGGAUUAUCUUUCAAUUGA